AUGUUCCUGUCACUUCAGAACCUCAUCAACCGCAGCGUAUCACAUCCAGACACAAACACGGACAUCAUCAUGUCUUCUCGACUCAUCAGAAUCACCACGACUGAACAAACUCUCAGUUUUAAUGCCCUUCAUUCUGAACUAGUUGGGGAUCACGACCUCAAAAAAAGCAGCGCGGCUCUCGACGUGGUCAACAGCUACUGUGAGCAGAACGUCACCGGUGCCGACUGUCCAUCAUCCAAACACUGUGAGGCAGUGAACAAGGAGAGCAGCGAGGACCGGCCAGGAGAAAUGUCUCUGCUUAUGAACAUACUGAAGAUUCCUCUUCUUCUUCUGCUUCUCUACGGCUUUGUGUGUUCUCUGGACGUCCUGAGUUCUGCCUUUCAGCUGGCUGGAGGUAAAGUGGCAGGAGAUAUUUUCCAGGAUAAUGUCAUCCUCUCUAACCCGGUGGCAGGACUCAUGGUGGGGAUUCUGGUGACGGUUCUGGUCCAGAGCUCCAGCACAUCCACAUCUAUAGUGGUCAGCUUGGUCUCAUCUGGAUUGCUGGAAGUGAAAUCUGCUGUCCCCAUCAUCAUGGGCUCCAACAUCGGCACAUCUGUGACCAACACUAUAGUUGCACUAAUGCAAGCAGGAGAGAGAAAUGAAUUUAAACGGGCGUUUGCGGGGGCAACGAUUCACGACUGUUUUAAUUGGCUGUCUGUCCUGGUGAUGCUGCCUGUGGAGGUGGCGUCAGGUGUGUUGAGUCACCUGGCCAGAGUCACAGUCAAUAACUUUCAACUACACAGCGGAGAAGAAGCACCUGAGCUUCUGAAGACCCUCACAGAACCCCUCACCAAACUCAUCAUACAGCUGGAUAAAUCUAUAAUAACGGGCAUCGCUCUGGGCGAUGAGAGCAUACGGAAUCACAGCCUUGUCAAGGUCUGGUGCAGAUCCAGCCUGUUCGUGUCUUCAGUGAAUCUGACAGUUUCCCAGAACUGCUCUGGUGAAUUGCAUUGUGGGAAAGACAAUGAUCUCACCUGGAUCACACAGAACUUCACCACACAGAUCAACACAGAUAAAUGCAGGCAUCUGUUUGUGGAGUCGGGGUUGUCGGAUCUGACCGUUGGGCUCAUUCUAUUGGCCGGAUCUCUGAUGGUCCUGUGCACCUGUCUGCUGCUGAUAGUCAAAGUCCUGCAUUCCCUCCUCCAAGGUCAAGUUGCGAAGGUCAUUGAAAGGGUCAUCAACACGGAUUUUCCUUAUCCUCUCGGAUGGCUGUCGGGAUAUCUGGCGAUGUUAAUGGGAGCAGGAAUGACCUUUAUCAUCCAGAGCAGUUCUGUUUUCACAUCUGCGAUGACGCCACUCAUAGGUAUCGGUGUGAUCAGUCUUAACAGGGCGUACCCUUUGACCCUGGGUUCCAACAUCGGCACCACCACCACAGCCAUCCUUGCAGCUCUCGCCAGCCCCAGAGAGAAGCUUCCGGCUGCUUGCCAGAUUGCCUUGUGUCAUUUUUACUUCAAUAUUUUUGGAAUUCUGCUGUGGUAUCCAGUUCCCUUCACUCGACUGCCCAUCCGUAUGGCAUCAGCGCUGGGUGAACGCACCGCAAAGUACCGCUGGUUUGCCGUUCUCUACCUGCUGGUGUGUUUCCUGCUGCUGCCUUUUCUCGUGUUCGGCAUCUCUCUGGCAGGCUGGCAGGCCAUGAUUGGUGUGGGAGCGCCGUUUGCUGCGGUCACGGCCUUCAUCCUCCUGAUCAACCUAAUGCAAUCCCACAGUCCAGCACAUCUGCCCAAGACGCUGCGCAACUGGGACUUUCUGCCGCAGUGGAUGCACUCGCUCAAACCGCUCGACAAACUCAUCACCAGAGCGACCGCCGUGUGCUGCAGCCCGGCUCGAUUCAACGCGGGCGCGUCUGACCCGGAUGCGGUUGUUGUGACCCCAGAAGUAUUUAAUGUCAAACCUGAAUUGUCCGUUUUCAAGGGGAAGGCAGAACAAGGGUAUGAUAACCCGGCUCUGUCGAUACCUGAGGAAAUUGAGCCGAGGGUGUUUAAACUUCGAGGGUUAGAAAGAUGCAACAGCACACCGUUAUAA
Triplophysa rosa is the source of this 2061-nucleotide messenger RNA. It is a transcript of the gene slc34a1a, whose product is annotated as solute carrier family 34 member 1a. Gene Ontology annotation, biological process: intracellular phosphate ion homeostasis; sodium-dependent phosphate transport. Gene Ontology annotation, cellular component: brush border; vesicle; apical plasma membrane. The transcript has 13 exons. Lineage: Eukaryota; Metazoa; Chordata; Actinopteri; Cypriniformes; Nemacheilidae. The coding region runs from base 1 to 2061 and encodes 686 amino acids. The record is from RefSeq and is a predicted model, not a curated record. Gene Ontology annotation, molecular function: sodium:phosphate symporter activity.